CUUCAAUUAAAUUCAAACAGUGCUCCAAAUUUCAAAUUUUUCACAACGAAAACCAAAAUUCUCUAUCUCAGAGAUGGAUUUGGAAAAUAUGAAAAGGAAACAACUACAAGCAUUAUGCAAAGAACAUGGAAUUCCUGCAAAUUUAACCAAUUUGGAAAUGGCCGACAAGCUUUCUUCACUUCUUAAGGUAAAUGAUGAAAAACCCUUAACUCGAGGGCGAUCAUGUUUAAAGAUGUUGGAUGUGAAUGAGUCUGAUGUUGUUAAUAGGAAGGUAAAGAAAGUGAAGUUUAGUCCUGAUAAUGAAGUUAUUGAGUUUACGAGAUCGGCUCAAGUGAAAAGGGGAGAGAGGCGGAAGACAAUGUUGUACAAGAACAAUUUGAAUGUUAGGAGUGACGGGUUAAAAGUAGGCAUUUUGGAUAGUCCAGUUAGGGUUACUAGGUCACAGGGAGUGAAUAUAGAAGAUGGUGUUACUGAGAAAAAGGGAAGGACAAGGCAGGUGAAAGAUAGUGUAAUUUCAGUGAAUAAGAGUAUGGAUGAAGUUGGAGUGACCACAAAAAGAACAUUGAAGAACAAGGAAGUAGUUAUUAUACAGGAAAAGAGGGAAGAAAAUGAGGGAGCGAAUGAUGGUGUACGGAUGAGUAGAAGAGUAAGAAGUCGAAAAAAUGUUAAAGAGAGUGUAGAGGAUUCCCAAGAGGAGCCGAAUAUGGACGGAAGUGAAAAGGUAAUUGAUAGGGAAGAGAAGAGGGACAAGAAAGUGACAUUCAUUAGUGGUGGUCACAUGGAUGAGUGCACAAAGUCUGAAACAAAAGCCAAGGAGCCGAAAAGAGUAACGAGAAGAAAAUCUAUGGCUCAUAAUCAGACCUUGCCUGUUCAAAUUGAGGUUGAUGCUGAAGUAAGGGAGGAGGUUGCGGAGAAGCCAGCUCGGGUUACAAGGUCUCGGAACUUGAAACCAGUUGAGGAUAAUGUCAGUAACAAAAGGAACCGGACUAGGGGUAAGAAAGCCAUUGAGACAAGUGAGGAAUUGCUUUGUACUGAAUUUGUUGAAUCUUUAGUUGAAGCUGUCAAAGAUGAAGUCAGAGUAAUCAUAAGAGGGUCUCGGCAGAAUAGUGUUGUGGAGGCACCCGAAAAGGCUUUGAAGAGGUCUGGAAGGAUAGCUAAUAAGGAUAAGGGAUCAAGGUUCAGUGAUGAUAUUACUAAAGAAAAGAUGGUUACUAGGGGUAGGACAAGAAAUCAGUUUAGCUCAACUGUAGUAGCUUCAACAUCGGAAAGUGGAACCAAAAUUGUUGAAUCGAAGGGGAAACAUGAAGUGGUUCUUCAACUUGAAGAACCUGUAGAAGUUCCUCCUAGAGGAUGUGAUAGGCGCAAAUCUGUUUUGCCUUUGGAGAAAUUGAGAGGUGAUGAAGUUGCGGCCAAGAAGGAGAAAAGAAAUUUCUUAAAUGCUAAUGAUGAUGAGGUAAGGCAAAAAGUCACAGAAGAAGAACCAGAAGAACCCCAGAAGGCAUUGAAGCGGUCAAAAAGGCUUGCUACACAAGUGGAAGAUUCAGUAUUGGCCAAAGAUGAUAUUGCUGAAAAUAAAAUAGAUGGACCAACUGAAUCUCAAGGGACUCUUGAAGUGGUUCUUCAAACUGGAGAAGUUCCUAUCAGAAGUAAUAGGCGCAAAUCUGUUGUUCCUUCUUUGGAGAAAGUAAGAAGUGAUGAAGUUGUGGUUGUAAAGGAGAAAAAAACCUUAAAUGCUAAUGAUGGUGAGAUUGGAAGUAAAAGGACAAAAGAAGAACCCCAGAAGAUUUCAAAGCGGUCUAAAAGGCUUGCUAAACAAAUGGGAGAUCCUGUACUUGCUAAACAUGAUAUUGCUGAAAAUAAAUUAGAAGAGAGGAGAUUGUCAAGAAGGAAUGUUGCUAAUGCAAAUGUAGACACCAAGAUAUUGGACAGAUCAGUGCAAGAAGAAACUUCUGUGGUAAAAGAAGAGAGGAGACGUUCUGGAAGGAGUGCUUCUAGGCAUACACUUGCAGCAGUUUCAGAUGAUAAGAAGGAAAAGGGUGAGAAUAAGCUGACAAAGAGAAAUUGCACUGUUCAAGAUAAAGAUUCUACCAACAAGUUCACCCUUCAAGAUUUAGACUCGGCGAAACAGUCCAUAAAGAGUUCAAAGGCAAGUGUCAAGGCAUCAGUUGUUAAAAAGACAAGUACUGCAGGGAAGAAGCAGCAGGGUCGACUUAAAAGAUCAAAUGUUGAAGUAGAAGUACUCAUGCCUGAGGACAUGGAAAUAGUCAGAGAACCUGACAAUAAAGAUUGUAAUAUCUCAGGGUCAGGAGGUACAAUGAGCUUCUCAAGAUCAUCUGUGAAUGAGCUAGAUGCUGUUCCAGAUGAUGUCAAUAUAGUUCUCGCUGGCACCAAGGAUGACACAACUGCUGAGUCGAGCAUCCUAGCUGACAAAUUAACUGAAGAAGGACCACUUGUAGAUGCAAAUUCUUCUCCAUAUGAAAAUAAAUCCUCAUCGAAAUCUCUUCCAUUCAGUGAUCCAUCCAACUCUGACGCUAGACCUGAGGAAAACCUAGUUGGGGAGCUUUUGCAGGUUGACCACGAGGAGCAGCCUGCAAGCAAAGGCCUAUGUCCUAGUUCUGUUUUGGCUGAUGAUGCAGUUCCAAAUGACCUAAAUUUUGACAAACAGGAGCCUGGUGCAACAGUAGUAGAUAAUGUAGAAGAAUUUGUCACAGGAUUAUCUAAUGACGUUUUUGAUAAUUGUUCACUAAGCCAGAGUAAUAAUAUGGGAGAGAUCUUUGAUUCUGGAAGUAAGGAUGAUGCAGCUGCUGAGUCAAGCCCCCUAGCUGACAAAUUGAUUGAGGAAGGACCACUUGUUGAUGCAAAUGCUUCCCCAUCUGAAAAUAAUUCCAUAACUGAACCAUUCAGUGAUUCAUUCAACUCCAAUGCUACACCCAAGGAGAACCUAGUUGAGGAACUUUUGCAGUGUGAUCAUGAGGCGCCUGCAGGCAAAGAUAUAUGUCCUAGUCCAAUUUUGGCUGAUGAUGCUGUUCCAAAUGAAAUAACUUCUGACAAACAGGAGCAUGGUUCAAUAGCAGCACAUAAUGCAGAAGGGUUGUCUGAUGAAGUUCUUGAUAAUUGUUCACCAAGCCAGAGUGAAAAUAUGGAAGAAAACCUUGAUUCUGGCUUUAAAGAACAAUCGGAGACUGGAUGUGUUGUUACUGAAGGAGUAAGUCAUGGUGAACAGGAGCCUGCAAGCAAAGUCCUAUAUCCUGGUUCUGCUUUGGCUAAUGAUGCAGUUCCAAAUGACAUAAUUUCUAACAAACAGGAGCAUGGAACAGUUGAGGCAGAUAAUGCCGAAGAAGUUGACACGGGUUCAUUUAAUGAAGUUCUUGAUAAUAUGGAACAGCACUUUGAUGCUGGCUUGAAAGAACAAUCAGAGACUGGAUGUAUUGUUACGGAGGGGGUAACUUAUAGUGAACAGGAGCCUGAAAGCAAAGGCCUAUGUCCUAGUUCUGUUUUGGCUGAUGAUGCAGUUCGAAAUGACAUAACUUCUGACAAACUGGAGCAUGGUGCAAUUGCAGCAGAUACUGCAGAAGAAUUUGACUCAGGAUCAUCUAAGGAAGUUCUUGAUAACUGUUCAGUAAACCAGAGUGAUAAUAUGGAAGAGAAGCUUGGUUCUGGUUUUAAAGAACCAUCAGAGACUCGAUGUAUUGUUUCUGUUGGUGUGAAUUAUGGUGAACAAGAGCUAACUGCAACGGACUAUGCAAAAGAGUUGGAUGCGGGGUUGUCUAGUAAUGUUUUGUUGGAUAAUCUAGGUUGUUUCAAUCAUAGCAAUGAGAUGGAAGGCAAAAUUUCUGAAGCAGAAGCUGAAUCUGGUCCUAUGGAACAAGCAGACGCUGAAUCUGAUCUAGUGGAAGCUAAUUAUGAUCUAGAUGCACCAACCUUCACAAGUCAAGGUGAGAUUCAUGCAGAAGAAUGUGGAAACUUGGAGAUGGCUGCUUCCGAGAAAACCGUUUCAAGUCCCAUAAAAGCAGUUCUAGAUCUUCAAGUUGCAGAACCUGGUAUUCUUGGUGAUGGCAUCACAUUACAUGUAACUCCAUUAGAGGACAGUGAUGAAGAGAAGCAAGGCGAAGAGUUAAAAUUUUUGUUUGCCACUCCUGGUUAUGUUUCACAUUCUAAAGAAAAGAAAGCCUUUUUGGAUGGUGAUUCAAGGGACGAGGGUCUCAACAGAGAGGGGCAAGUUUCACCUAUUAGUGGUAAUGAUACAUCAAGUCUCCAAAGUUCUGUCCGUGACUGUGGUGAACAUGGCCAAGGAGAGUAUCUGAAAAGAUUGUUUGCCACACCAUUUGGUAGUAAAUGCAGCAAGGUAGAUAUAGCAACUAGUAGUGCGAUUAAUGAGACAAGCAGUCAGUGCCAGCACAGUUUCCAUGAAAAUGAGCACAUCACAUUACAUGUAACUCCAUCAGAGGACUGUGAUGAAGAGAAGCAAGUUUCUCCUAUUAGUGGUAAUGAUACAUCAAGUCUCCAAAAUUCUGUCCGUGAUUGUGGUGAACAUGGCCAAGGAGAGUAUCUGAAAAGAUUGUUUGCCACACCAUUUGGUGGUAAAAGCAGCAAGGUAGAUAUAGCAACUAGUAUUGCGAUUAAUGAGACAAGCAGUCAAUACCAACACAGUUUCCAUGAAAAUGAGAACAUGGGGGAAGAUCUUAAAGGUUUGUUUGCUACGCCCUCUGUUGUUUCACAAUCUGUUGGAGACCUGCACUACCUUUUUCAAAAUCAAUUGAGUGGAGAAGCAAUGACCGCUAGAGGACUUGGCUCAAGCGGAAAAGAAAAUUUAAGUGAAUCUGUCAGGAGUUUGAUUGAGAACAAGCAAGUGGAACAAGUAAGGACUUCAUUUGCCUCACCAGUCUCUGUGAAAUGCACUAACCAAGAGACUACUUCUACCAAAGGAAAGUUUAGCCUAAGUCAUGAAAUGCAAUCUUAUAUUUGCAGUGGAGUGGAAAGAGAUCACAGUGAAUCUGAAGCCGGGUCUAUUGGAGUCGACCAAGCUCCUGAGACUUCGCAUAUCACUGCUUUCAACUUUGGUGAUGAAAAUGAACAAGAAGAUCAAUUGAUAAUGCCUUUUGCUUCAGCCAACAUUACCCAGUCUAUGGAUCAAAUGGAUGGAACUCCAAGGAUGACAGAAAACAAGAAACUUUUUAUGUCUGGCAAUGUUCAAGGUCUCUCUCGUAACAAAGUCUUUCCAGUUGCACAUCCAAGUGCUAUGGAUCUGGAAGAGCCUGAGAGCAUAGAUUCUAAACAUUCUGAAGAACAGAAUAAAGUUGAGAAGAUCAAAGAAACUGUUGAGUGGAUGAAAGAAUCCAGUGCUGUUGAAGAAGAGAACAAUGACGGUCAGGGUAAUAUGCUCUCUGCAACAUCAGCUAAAAGCAUGACUCCAUUUCGCAAGGAUGAGCUUUCUUCUCAAAAACCUAAGAUCAAAGAAACUGCUGAGUGCAUGAAAGAAUCCAGUACUCUUGAAGAAGAGAACAAUGAAGGUCAGUGUAAUAUGUUGUCUGGAAUGUCAGCUAAAAACAUGACUCCAUUGCAGAAUAAUGAGUUUUUCUCUCAAGACACUAAGAAAGCAGAUGUUGCAACGUCAGGAGAAAUGGUUGGAGACACAGAGAUGACUACAAGACAUGAAAGCUGUGUUGAGGAAAUUGUUGACAUAGAGGAACAAAAAAUCGAGGAAACAGUGGCUGACAGGGAUUUGUUGUUAUUUUCUCCUCAAGAACCUAAGACAGCAGAUGUUGCAAUGUCAGGAGAAAUGGUUAGAGACACAGAGGUGAAUACAAUACAUGAAAUCUGUUUUCAUGAAAUUGUUGACAUAGAGGAACACAAAAUUGAGGAAACAGUGGCUGACAGGAAUUUGUUGCUAAGAGGAGAUGUCUCUAGAGGUCUUGAAGAAGAUAUUUAUGUUGGAAUUGCAAAUGAAAGCACUUCUCCUGUUAUUUCAGAGCCUACAUGCGAUGAUAUUGGAUUUUCUGAACAGCAAAUGGUGCCGGAGAUCAAUCAGAGCAGUCCAAACGAAAGUGCUUCUCCUAUUUCAGAGCCUACAUAUGAUGAUAUUGGAUUUUCUGAACAACAAAUGUUGACGGAGAUCGAUAAGAGCAGUUUCGAGAACAUUAACACAUCUGAUGCUUUUAAUGAUGGUACUGAAGAUCACUUGAGACUGCAGUUUGCCACCCCAAUCAAAGAAGCAAGCCCUUCCAGAUUGGGUGAAGCUUCUAGUUGUCAAUUGAAGACAGCAAUGAUUGCAAUGAUUUCUGAAAUGGCUGGUAAGCAGCCUAAGCAAGGGUUUGAAUUUUCUGGUGAACCACUUACUGUAGAGAUUAUUAGUGGAGGUUCUGAUAGAACAAAAAGAUCUCAUUUCUCCAAAGAGAUUGAACAAUUUGAAGGAGGGCCUCUGUUUCCUACACCAUCAAAAGGUACACGUCCACUACAGUUUGAGGAAAGUCCUGGUUGUGAGGAAGAUAUCUUCAAGUAUCUAGAUGGUGUUAAGCUCCUUAACACUCGGGAACAAAAUUUUGAACAGCACGGAGAUCGUCAAUUUUUAAAUGAAAUAACUGAUGAUACAGGUGAAGCUACACUUCAUUGGUUUCAAACAAACGAUGACAAUGUUCCCAGACAGACAGAGCUGGAGACACAGAAAGAAAUUGAUUCUGCCUGGCCGUUUGAGCCCUUGCAUGAGGAAGGGGAAGUCACAGAAGAUGAUGCUCUGGCUGAGGGCAAGGAAAACAAUCAUCCAGUACCAUAUCAAGAAUCUAUUGAAGACGAAUUAAUUAACACUGAUGAAGCAGCAAAAAGUGGUGCUGUAAGUGAUGCAGUUUGCCAACAACCUAACAUUCUUUUAACUGACAUCAAAACUGAGAACAUAACUCAGGAGAGGACAAGGAAGACUGAUGGCUUUUCCGUUAGUGCUGAAAGUGGAAUUCUUGAAUUUGAUGCUGAAUCCACUGCAUUAAGAAGUCAGGAACCGAUUAUCAUCACAGUAGAAGAGACUAAGGGAGAGGAAGUGCAAAAAAUAGAAGUGAGCAAUAUCAGUAACGCUUUCCUAGAGAAUAUUCCCAAUGAUGAUGAAUAUACAAAAAACAAUUCAACAGUUUUGCCUGCUGAUGAGCAGAUCCACUUUAUAGAACAUUAUGCGGUAGAAAAUGCUUCGAGCACUGAGGGGUUUACUGCUUUCACAAAUGAAUGUCAACAUGUUACUAAGGAAGAUGAUCUUGCUGCUGAGGGGGACAUACUUGUUAUAUUUGAAUCAAAUGAGAGCACGCCUACGAUUGUUAACAAUUCAGGUCUCACCACACAAAUGGACAUGCCUGGAAUAUUCACAGAAGAGCCUCAGCGUGUAAGUGAUCAAGAGAAGUCAAGUGCAGCUAAGCAACAAGAUGAGGAUUCUUUUGAUAAAAAGGAGCAUGAAUCAACUGGAGCAGUGUUAUCACCUUCUUCUAAAUCUCAUGAAAGCAUUAGCUUUAUUGAGGAAGGCAUUGCUGGUGAAGGUACAUUGAUAUUUGAGAAAAAGGAUGAGUUGGCUGAAAAGAAAGUAGCUUUAACCCCAGCAGCAGGUGUGGCUAAAACAUCUUUUGCCAAGCACUUGAACUCCACUGUGAAAAAGAAGAAUGCCAGAAGCAUUCUGAUACAUGGAACCCCUAACAAACUAACUCAGAUAGCUGACAUGAAAGAAAAUGCUCCAAAUGUUAAAGGAGAUAUUGGCACUGUAACUGCGUUAAGGCCUGAUAAACGACCUGCUUUGAAAGACCUCCCAAGGAAAUAGAAGAAACAUGUGUGUAAAUCUUGUGAGUUUUUUUCUGUUUUGAUUGUCCUGGUUUGAUGAUUGCUGCAUAUCUCAUGGCCUAUACUUCUGUUACAUGAGAACAAAUAGGUUGUGUAAUUAUGUCAUUUUUAUGUUAUUCCAUGGGAUUGACAUUGUAACUGUUCUGAUUUUUUUGGUAAAAGAUUGAUUGACAAGAAUGUAAGGAUUUUAUUACCGAAUCUCACAGAUAAUUUCCAGAUUUCCCAGCUUUAAUUUGGAACAAUUACCUUCAUAGGCUAAGUUGUUUAAAACUAUGCCAACUUGAAAUGCUAUGAAGA
Molecule: messenger RNA, 8103 nt
Organism: Solanum tuberosum (potato)
Lineage: Eukaryota; Viridiplantae; Streptophyta; Magnoliopsida; Solanales; Solanaceae
Exons: 18
Coding region: 74-7786 (2570 amino acids)
Source: RefSeq, a predicted model, not a curated record